AUGUCGGGUGUUCCAACGAAGGAGUCUACGGGUUCCACCAAUAUCCCCGUACCUCCCGUGAAAGAUAGAAGGAACUCAGGAGACAUUGGUUGGGAGUUUGGAUUUUGUCCGGACCCAAAAAAUUUGAAUAUGGUGCAAUGCAAACUAUGUGGGCACAAGGUGAAUGCGGGAAUCCAUCGAUUUAAGAAGCAUCUUGCAGGGUUGAGGGGGGACACCAAACCAUGUUUGAAGAUUAGUGAAAAAGAUAAGCAGAGGGUGAAAGAAGUCAUUGAUGCUAAUUCGAAGAAGAAGCAAGUUAAGGAGAGGCACACUAUAGACUUAGAAGAAGAACUUCAUACGACGAGGCCGUGUGAUGAAGAAAGAGAUGAAGAUGAAAUCAUCUCUCCUUCCACAUGCGAUGAAUCUUCAAAGAGGUCUAGAGAGCCUACUGUUGGGCCGAUGGAUGCUUACACCGCUAAUGAUCCAGAGCUAGCGAAAAGGUUGAAAGGGAAAAUGAAGCAGACAGGAGUGAAGGAUUCUUUCCUGAAGGAGAAGAGAGAUUGGGUGCAUGAUCAGUUGGCUACUUGGGCAUAUGAAAAUGCCAUCCCCUUUCAUGCCAUCUCCACGGAUUCUUUUACGAAGGCAUGCAUGGCUAUUGGAGACUAUGGACCGAGCUACAGGCCUCCCAGCAUGUACAUGUUGAGGGAGCCCUUAUUGCGAAGAGCUGUUGAGAGAACAAAAGUCUCCUUAAAGACGCAUGAGGAGGAGUGGGGCAAGACUGGAUGUUCCAUUAUGACUGAUGCUUGGUCGGACAGAAAGAUGCGGUCGGUAAUGAAUCUUUGCAUCCACUGCAGAUUGGGGACAACUUUUCAUAAGUCAAUUGAAACCAAAGAGGAAGCACAUACAGGACAAUAUAUAUUUGAGUGGGUUAAUACGGCCAUUGAGCAGAUUGGAGCUGAUAAAGUCAUUCAGGUUGUCACGGAUAAUGCAGCUGCAAAUAUGGCCGCGAAGGAGCUUUUAUAUAGGAGGAGGCCGAGGAUUUUUUGGACUAGUUGUGCAGCACACACUGUAAAGGAGCAAUUGAGAAGGCGAGGACCCUCACCAUCUUUAUCUAUAGUCAUCACAAGACAUUGUCUAUGA
Asparagus officinalis (garden asparagus) is the source of this 1119-nucleotide messenger RNA. RefSeq lists its product as uncharacterized. Bases 1 to 1119 code for a protein of 372 amino acids. The record is from RefSeq and is a predicted model, not a curated record. The transcript has a single exon. NCBI's taxonomy places the organism in Eukaryota, Viridiplantae, Streptophyta, Magnoliopsida, Asparagales, Asparagaceae.